CAAAAUGGCAAAAAUGAUCGGUGCUAAGAAAUCAUUGUGGCAACUAGUCUGUGGUAAGGUAUGCUUCGCUUGAGAGUUAAUUGAAAAUACCGGUAUGCAUGUUAUCGACUAAAAUAGGCACGAAUAUUUCGUUUUCAUUGUUCUGUGCAACCAGAAUAUGAGUCGGAGCAGCCCAGUCCACCAAGCGCUGCUUGGACAGACAGUGGUUCAAAAUGAGCACUCAUGUCUCCAAGUACAGCGCCAGCAAGCACACUCCUGUCUUCUAUGGUCUCCUGGCAGCUAAGGUUGCUGUGGAUGAUGACCCUGUGAAACAUUUUGACCCUCUUCUGAGCCACCCUGCCCUUGCUGGAUACUCUGCCUUGGACAAACCUCCAUCCUCCUGUCGCAGACAGCCUCUGACCACACACCCUGCAUCCACUUCCCAGCUCCAUCAACGCCCAAUCACCCAGUUCCUGGAGGGGUCCGUGUUCCCAGUGCUACUGCCUGGACUGGAGGCCAUGCUGAGAGAGGCCCAGAGACAACACUGCCUGGAGAGGAAAAGAACAGCAUUCAACGCUUGUGACUUCCUAACUGAGUGGCUGUAUAAUCGGAACCCCCGCCGGCAGGGACAGGCCCCUGUGGACUUCCAUGAGAUCCCAUUCGUCAAGGACUGGCUCAGGAUACAGCCUCCCAUCCCUCUCUCCCUACUGCUGUCAGACCAGCAGGCUGCUGUUCUCCUCCAGUCCUUCUGGCGGGGCUAUAAGGUGCGGGCCCGUGCAGAUGUGCAGGAGCUGCGCCAGUGGCAGAGGGAGCUUAGAGAGGAUAACCGUGACAUCGCCAAAACGAUCCAAGAAUUCUGGGCUCACCAUGAGAGCCGGGUGAGCUCGGCCCUCAAUGACCUCAGGGGGGACUCCACCAUCCCUCAGACCCCUCAGCCCAGCGGUGGGUACUCCAACUCGGGCGUGUCCAUCCAGGUGGUCUCCCCCACCCCCCCAGAGCACCGUGGUCCACACCCCCACAUUCCAGAUGAGUCCUGAGAGCACCGAGUAACUGACCUCCAGCCUGCAGGGAGUAGAGGAGCUGACCAGGGAGGAGAGGACACUAACUGACUCACUGACCCUGCCCGAGGCUGCUUCUGCUGCGCUCACUGCAUUAGCCCCCGCUAUGGACGCCUUUUCCCCAUCCUUAGGGAGCCACUGAAAGGCCAUAGAGACUGAGGCGAUGUGUCCCACAAAUGGCACCCUAUUCCCUAUACCAGGGCUGCCCAAUCCUGGUCAUGGAGGGCUGAAAUACUUCUGGUUUUCAUCCCCUCCUUCUAAUCAGGGACUAAUUCAGACCUGGGACACCAGGUGAGUGCAACGAGCUACCAGGUAGAAACUAAAACCAGAAAUGUUUCAUGUUCCAGGACCAGGAUUGGGCCUGCCCUAUACAGUGCACUACUUGACCAACUACCUGUCCCUCCAUAUUGUUUGUGUGGCUAGGGAUCUUGCCGACUACGCCAACUGGUCAAAAGUAGUGCACCUUACAGGGAAUAGGGUGCUAUUUUAGCAGAGCACGGCAGAGCAUGACAUGGACAUCAUCAAUGUUAUAUCAAAAUCACCACCUCACAGAGAAUACACAUUUACACACUAUUACUGACACACUACUGAUGAAGAGUAUAGGUUACACACUAAUAUUAGAAACUGUAUCGAUAAGUACUGUAAAGAUGACUAGACACUCUGGUAGUCACCAGCACAAUGGCUUUGCUUCUAAUCACCUCUCCUUCAUAGCGCAUAGAAAUAUACAAAUAUUUCCUGUA
Coregonus clupeaformis (lake whitefish) is the source of this 1777-nucleotide messenger RNA. Its product is annotated as IQ domain-containing protein K-like. Gene Ontology annotation, molecular function: protein binding. The record is from RefSeq and is a predicted model, not a curated record. Bases 213 to 1016 code for a protein of 267 amino acids. The transcript is spliced from 8 exons. Lineage: Eukaryota; Metazoa; Chordata; Actinopteri; Salmoniformes; Salmonidae.